GACAGCACGCGGUCGACGGAUGACAUGACAGCGCUCCGUAGAUUCUCGUCUCACAGCUCCGCUUCACUUGCGAUGGCGUUACUGGUGGGAGCUGCCUUCGCAACGGCCGUGUCCCACGACACAUCGUCUUCGAGCAAUCGCGAGGUGGUGAUCGGCAGGGCCGAGCGCAUUCGCAGCGAGAGCCUGCGUCGCGCAUCGCCCCGCCUCCCACAAUUUCUCGUACUGGCACCGGACGACGACGACCAGCCGUACGCCCUGAAGAAGGUCCUGCCGGCUGUGCUGGUGGCCGUCGCCAAGACGAAGCUCGACGUCGUGGUGCACUACUACGACACGAAGUGCUCGUCCACCAAUGGCCCGCUGUCUGUGUUUGACUACUACAUCUCGGGACAGGUGGACGUCUUCUUUGGGCCCUCGUGCCCGUACGUGCUGGCCCCAGUGAUCAGAUACGCCUCCGAGUGGGGGCUGCCUUUGCUGACGGCCGCCGGCCAGAACGAACACUUCGACACCAAGUCCAUUUACUACCGGCUGCUCACUCGCAUGAACGGCUCCUUCUCCAGCCUCGGCCAGGUGUUCGUCGAGGUAAUGCGCCAGUUUGACUGGACCGUGGUUGCGCUACUAUUCCACCAGUACCGCGACAACUCCAAGGGCCACACCGACUGCUACUUCUCCCUCUCGUCGGUGUUCACCGCGCUGGGAAAAAACGCAACGCACCACUCGUUCGACGAGCACGAGGACUUCGGCGAUAUCCGCUCGAUGCUCGAAAAGAUCUCCCAGAAGGCGCGGAUUAUCUUGAUGUGUGCCUCACCGGACACGAUAAGGGAGAUCAUGCUUGCCGCUCUCGAGCUCAACAUGGUGGGCAGCGGAGAGUACGUCUUUUUCUCGGUGGAGCUGUUCAGCAGCCGCAACGACAGCCGCAAGCCCUGGUUCCGCAAGGGCGACCCCGAGGCGAAGAACGCUUUAGCCCAGAAGGCCUACGAGGCGCUGCUCACCGUCAUCGCAAGGACACCCGAGACGGAGGACUUCAUCAACUUCUCCCAGGAGGUAAAGAAACUGGCCCUGGAAAAGUUCAACUUCUCAUUUGGAAACGAAGAGGUAAACAACUUUGUUGCCGCCUUCCACGAGGCUGUCAUCCUCUACUCAAUUGCGUUGAACGAAACGCUUAGUGGAGGUGGGAGCAUAAUAAACGGCUCAGAGAUCACCCGCAGAAUGUGGAACCGGACGUUCACAGGCAUCACGGGAACUGUACGGAUCAAUGAGAACGGAGAUAGGGACGCCGACUACUCAAUACUGGAUAUGGAUCCGGUCACGAAGGAGUUCCAAGUAGUGGCCAACUAUUUCGGCGUGAACAAAAGCUUCAGCGAUGUUCCGGGCCGUACGAUCCACUGGCCUGGUGGCAAGCGAGUUCCUCCACCGGACACGCCACGGUGCGGCUUUGACGGCUCCAAGUGCCCUGACGAAGAGCUUCCCAAGUAUGCCAUCGUGAGUGGAGUCCUGAGUGGCUUGGUGGUCAUCCUGUGCAUCGUCUUCUUCUUCAUUUACAGGCACUUCAAGCUGGAAGCUGAGCUGGCAUCCAUGACAUGGAAAAUCCGGUGGGACGAGAUCUCCAGCUCUCCACCGGGCCACUUCAAGAAAUUCGGUUCUCGAAUGAGCCUGACGAGAGCCAGCCUCGCUAGCUCUAACUCUUCAGAAGCGAUCUUCUUCGGCGGCCGACGCCAAGUCUUUAUCGGCACUGGUUUCUACAAGGACCAAGUUGUUGCAAUAAGACCUUUCAACAAGAUGAAGCUGGAAAUCACACGAUCACUGCUAAUGGAGCUGAAAAACAUGAAGGAUCUGCAGCACGAUCAUAUCGUACGCUUUCUGGGAAUCUGCGAAGAACCUCCUCACUGCUGUCUGGUCACGGAAUACUGUCCGCGAGGAAGUUUGCAGGACAUUCUUGAAAACGACGAGAUCAAGCUCGACUGGAUGUUUCGAUAUUCGCUUAUGCACGACAUUGUAAAGGGCAUGGCGUACUUGCACAAUAGCGUCAUUCACAGCCACGGAAAUCUCAAGUCGUCAAACUGUGUGGUCGACAGCCGAUUCGUGUUGAAGAUCACCGACUUCGGACUCCACACCCUCCGUUCAUCCGAUUCGAACGAGAACCAUGACUCCUACGCCUACUGGAGACGCAUGCUGUGGACUGCACCUGAACUACAACGGCGUGGUGAACCACUGGCUGCUGGCACGCAAAAGGGAGAUGUCUACUCAUUUGCAAUCAUUGCGCACGAGAUCGUGCUCAGGCAGGGACCUUUCUACCUGGGUCCGUCGGUUCAACUCUGCCCUAAAGAAAUUGUGGCAAACGUGCAGUUGGGGCACAAAGUCCCGUUCCGUCCUCUCCUUGAAGACGACUGCUGCAGCGAGGAGCUGGCUCAGAUGAUCCGGAAGUGCUGGGCUGAAGACUCCGCCGAGCGGCCGGAUUUUCAUACGCUUAAGCCACUCAUUCGAAGGCUCAAUAAAGAGAGGCAAGGGGUAAACAUCCUGGACAACCUUCUAUCGAGAAUGGAACAGUACGCCAACAAUUUGGAGAAAUUAGUUGAAGAGCGCACAGCAAGCUAUCUCGAAGAAAAACGGAAAGCAGAAGACCUGUUAUAUCAGCUUUUACCUCGAUCUGUGGCUAGUCAACUCAUCAAAGGACAAUCUGUGACAGCAGAGUCGUACGAUAACGUGACAAUAUACUUCAGUGACAUCGUGGGUUUCACCUCCUUAUCAGCGCAGAGUACUCCAAUGCAAGUGGUCGAUCUUCUAAACGACCUUUACACUUGCUUCGACUCCAUCAUCGAAAACUAUGAUGUUUACAAGGUGGAGACCAUCGGAGACGCCUACAUGGUGGCCUCGGGCCUGCCCGUGCGCAACGGCAUGCUGCACGCGCGCGAGAUUGCGCGCAUGUCGCUCGCCCUGCUGCGAACCGUGCGCUCCUUCAGCAUCCGCCACCGGCCGCAGGAACAGCUUAAGCUGCGCAUCGGCAUUCACACAGGGCCUUGCGCUGCCGGAAUCGUGGGUCUGAAGAUGCCCAGGUACUGCCUCUUCGGAGACACGGUCAACACGGCAUCCCGGAUGGAAUCCAACGGCCUACCACUCAAGAUCCACGUCAGUCCAGCUACAAAGGAAGCCCUAGAAAGGUUCAAGACAUUCCGCUUGGAGUUACGAGGCGACGUGGAACUUAAGGGCAAAGGGACGAUGACCACUUACUGGCUUGUGGAAGAAAUCGAAGACGGCGUUGUCACGACGGCCACGGCGAUGGCGACGGCGGAGACCCCCGGCGAACACCCGAAAGAAACCAAAGUCUGACAUGACCGCCCGUAGGCGUUGUCAUAGGAUAACCCAUCUCCGUAGCUCACCGUUACCCACGUUCGGGUCUCGGACUAUGCACGAUAACGUCGGGGAACCACUAAGCAACGCGUAGACCAACUUGCGCUGCACAACACGACGUGGAAUGUGCACCUGACUCCCACGUGGAGACGAGAACUGCGAUGGCACGACCCACGGAACACGGCGGCAAUGCUCAUCCCACUGCCACAUCUAAGCAGCCACCACCGGGAAAUAGCCGCUUAUCUCAAGAACAAAAGAUGAACAAGAUACGAGGCCCGUGUGCGCGGAGCCCCGUCCUCACGGCAGACUCGCGGAGCUGGCCACCAUCAUCCGGGUGUUUCAGUGACUCGGCGCUCCGAGCUUCUAGCAAGGUUGCUUUGUGCAGUGUCAUCGCACGAAACAUUCGCGAGCCAGGCAGCUCGCAGUUCAGCAACAAGGGACGUAUCGAGCAAGGGACGUCGCCGAGAUGCGGUGGUGCACUGCGGGACGGUGGCAGAACCAUUUGUUCUAUCACUCAACAGCAUUUUCAAGAAGGUGCCGAGAAGUGUGUUUAGAGGGUGGCCUAGAGGUGGUAUCCAUUACCGCAUUGGUGCGACUUCAGAGUUAGAAAAAUUUGCACCCCUGCAUUCGUUAGCACAUAUAAUUCAGCAAGAGCAAUGGUGAAAGGAAUGAUUUUAUUGCUGCUUCCAGGUGCUAGUUGCCUAUGCUGUAAAAAUGCAUUGUCCGCUGUGAGCACUAACACAGCGGACAAUUUUAGUGCUAAUUUCCGCUAAGUUUGAUGAAAAUGCCGGUAACACUUGACACACCCAAGCUGUACUUUAUGGCACUGCACUCUAGCGAGAAAUCCUCUCGAGAGCGAUGUGCAGUCGAAUGAGCCGCAGUAGUUUAUCGCGUACUGACCAUUUUUAUCACGCUCUCGAGUGCUUACGCCGAAUAAUGUACGGUGGUUCACCUAGUCCUUCAAUUUCGCUUCAUUUUGGGCUCGUUCCUCGAAAAACGCAUUUGUUCCCUAAGGCGGGGAAAAAGGCAUGGAAACUACAUUGGAUAUCGUUCUUAUUAAAAAUGGAGCGCGAUUAUUUGGAAACGUAUAAAACUGCGACCACAGGUAUCGCAAGAAAUUUGUAAAUGACUGCGUAUAUUAGCUGUGUAAGAACUUAUUACACCAUUUAGAUGAAGGUGUGUUGCCGAAUCGACGCACCCAAAAAAGAAUUGGUGGUCGAUGUAUGUUAGACUUCACGUGGUGAGAGGGGUAGAGAGAUAUGAAAGACAAGGGAAGGUAAACAGACGAACAUUUCUGGUUUUCUGCACUGAACAGUGGAUUGGGAAAACAUCGAUGAGGAAGAAGGGAGUAGAGAGAAAGAAAGAAAUUGGAAAGUAUGUAGGUGUUCUGUGAGUUCGAUGGAUCACAAAACACAAAAUAAUACUUUCAAGGUCGUUUGAUGGUAUAUCCAGGAAUUGCGUUGUAGGAUUUUCUUUUGCGACAGUGGUCAUUCGUCAAACUUUUCUGAGUACAACGGUAAGUGUCCCUACGCACCAUACUGCGGACACUGACGCAUAAUAUGGCUGAUGGCUUCCUCUUCACCGCAACGGUAAGAGUCAUUAGUGUCACGGGAAAGAGUGUAGCUUUCCUGUGCAGGCCAGCAACACUCUUUCUGGUGUUCACGUAGGGGGUUCCUUUAUUGUUAACGAAAACUGGUUUGGAGUUAAUUCGAAUGACGGAACGUGUGCUUCCACAAAUCGUGUCUGGCGUCAAGCCAAACGCAUUCUUUUUUGCCACAGGUGCAAGCCAUUGUAGUAUAAUUGAAAAGAAAUUCUCUAAACUUUCGAUUUGUAAAGGAAAGAAAAACGAAUGAAAUUAUUUAUAUCUCUUGGAAUGUAUAGGCCUGAUGACAUUGGAGAAUGUAGAGUGGAAUGCGCUAUUGCACAUGUUAGUGCGGGCGCUUGAGUGGUGGCAUGAUACGGUUGGCUGAUUAUAUCCUGCUGCUAUGUAUAAUGCGCGCUGGUGACCCGCCACCACCCGACUAUAUUUUUGUACUAAAGGUGACACAUCCGCGAAUGUUCUAUGGCACCUGACUAAGUUACCGCAAGAAGCUGUGUAGGUGGUCGCUAGAAAAAAAAAUAGCAAACCUCUUCAGCGAAACGCUGCUGACGGCUUAAGUACUGUAAAUUUAUCGGUCCUAGGAGUCAUGCAUGUUGCGAUCUCCACUGUGAACAAACUUGAGCACAAAGUGAUAUUGAGCCCUUCUUUCAAUAGGAUGGUUUAAAAAGCACCUUUUAUGUCAUCCCCAAUGACAGUUCAUAGAUUUAUUAUUGUCAAACAAGUGGCUUAGGGAAGAGAAUCCUGUCUUUUGAAACCACAUUUAAUACUUUGUUGUGUUUAUUAAAUGUCCAUUAAAUUUGCAGCCGGCGUGCAUGAAUGUGUCACAGUGUAUGGGAGUGAUGCAAAUGUUUUCCCGAAACCUAAUUAGGCUUUAGGCUUGCAUGAAACUUUCAGAGUGUUACUAUGGACCUUUUUAUAAGGUAAAAUAAAAUAUGUCAUCACACUAAAAAUGCGAACGACCAAAAUGUUCUGCCGAAAUUAGUUAUAGCAGGGAAUUCUUACACGCGGUUCUAUAAGCUGACGAGACUUCAAUUCAGUCCUGGAAACUUUGGCUCACACCGUAUUUGCACGUAAAGAAGGCAGCCACGAAUAUAACGUAAGGGUGCACUUUCCGUCUCUCCGAAAAAUGAAAAAUAUGUGUUAUGAUUAUAGGUGUCACGAACAUGAAUAUGACGCGAGGCGCGUUCUCAGGCGGGAAAUUUCUAAAAACAGACUUGAUCCAAGGAUUUUAAACAAAAAAAGUGAUUAACCGCAGCUGGGUGAUACCAACGACAUACGGUUUGCCAUCAUGUGGCUCUCCUCAAUAUAUUAUUAUAACCAGCGUAAUUAGUUGAUUGAUAUCAAUUAUUCAACAUUCUUAAUAUUCACUUUAGGGCCAAGUGCGUUUGGUGACAUUGUUGAGGGGGUUGAGAAAUGACCGAUCCAAUUUUUUGUGGUAACGUACAGUCGCGGACAGAAUAAAAUGGACCACGGGAUCUCCGAAAACGUUCAAUUCCCGAGCAGCCUGUAGCAGUAACCAGUAAAACUGCCCACGACAACGUUGUUAGCAUAUUCUAGUCGAGGUCCAAAAUGCAAAUACCAGAUUGCGUUGUGAGGUUGCGGAGAUAUUCAGCUUUUUCUUAGAUUUCAUAGUCCGUAAUAUUCUGUCCGCGACUGUACAUGCUGCGUGGCGAUUUCCUGUUUUUUUUUUUCAGCGUUUAAUACAAAGCCCACGAAAUAUGAGAUAAAACCAGGUGAGUGCGCGCAUGAGCUAUCAUAUUGCAGCGCUCUUAACCGUGGUUCGAGCCUAUCGCUUAUCAGGGAUGACGGCGCACAUUUCCAUGCUUCACCGUCAAGCAUGCUGACGCACUGUUACGCCCAUGCCUGCAGCCGCGGCCGCUCACUUCGCCACGGUCUGCGCGCGCUGUUCUUUCGCUCGAAGCACGGUUGGGAGCGCUGCAAUACGAUAGCGCGUUAGCGCAGUCAAGGGGCGCUAUUUCAUAUUUCGCGGGCUUUUUUUAAACGCCGAAAAAUAUCAACACGCAGCGUGUAAGUUGCCGCCAAAAAAUUGGAUUGGUAGUUUCUGAAUCUCCUCUACAAACUAACGGAAUGCACUUGGCUCUAAAUUGAGUAUUAAAUAUUUUCCAUAAUUAUUCUAAAUAAGUAGUUAAGCGGAACAUAAUAUAUACUCUAGGGAGCGUCGCCUGACGGCAAACCAUAUACCAUUGGUUUCAUUCAGCUGCGGCUAACCCCCUUUUUAAAAUCCUUGAAUUAAGACACGUGAGUACUCUGGACUAAUGCGGACGUCUAUUCUUUUUCCCCGUAACCCGAGUGUUUUCUAAAAUUUGGCGGCACAAGUAAUUGUUAAGCACUUUAGUUUUCACGAUCGUGUCCGGGGUGUUUAAUUUGUUCAAAAUAAACGUGCAAAUCACUUCUUC
Molecule: messenger RNA, 7362 nt
Organism: Dermacentor andersoni
Lineage: Eukaryota; Metazoa; Arthropoda; Arachnida; Ixodida; Ixodidae
Product: atrial natriuretic peptide receptor 1-like
Biological process (GO): intracellular signal transduction; cGMP biosynthetic process; protein phosphorylation
Cellular component (GO): plasma membrane
Molecular function (GO): ATP binding; adenylate cyclase activity; peptide receptor activity
Source: RefSeq, a predicted model, not a curated record